Messenger RNA from Glarea lozoyensis ATCC 20868, 1485 nucleotides. RefSeq lists its product as uncharacterized. The record is from RefSeq and is a predicted model, not a curated record. The transcript has a single exon. Lineage: Eukaryota; Fungi; Ascomycota; Leotiomycetes; Helotiales; Helotiaceae. Gene Ontology annotation, biological process: chromosome segregation; CENP-A containing chromatin assembly. The coding region runs from base 1 to 1485 and encodes 494 amino acids.
AUGUCGGGUCUCUCAAUUCCCACCAUAUUUGCUCUCGCAUCGACCCAGCUCCUUCCCUCGUCGCAUCCUACCGUCCACAAGACAUUCGCGCGCCUGUCCCGACCGUCUCUCUUGUCGCUGGUCCUCGACUGGCUCGACGAGCGGAACCAAGAGCUCACAGCGCCAUAUCUCAUCCCAGACGACGACGAGGAAUUCGACGCGCAGGAUCUCUACCCACCGGCGGCGUCCUUGGAUUCCUUGCGGGAAACAUACAGCGAGCUGCAGGCGGGGAAGGGAAGCAAACGCGAUGUGGUCGACCGGGUCAUCGAAGGGGAUUGGCGACAUGGGAUAACCUUAUAUCAGCUUGCGAUGGCAGACAUGCAAUAUCUCUACGACCACCCAGCAUCGCAGAAAUGGACCGCAUUGAAGCUUGCGCGGUUGUCGCGCGAGGAAGAGUCCCCCGAUCCGGCACCAAAGUCAAUUCCACGCUUCCAUCCUGCAACGUUCCUGCGGAAUUUACAGAAUGAAGUACUGCCUGACGUCAAGGCACAUUACAAUCUCGACCGCCAUGCUUCACUCCCUCUGUUAAUCCUUCGAGUCUUCAUUAUCGAGAGUCCAUACAAUACAUCAUUAGCUCUGGCACAGAAGCACACUACUUUUGAUACCAGCAAGACAUUCUAUAUUGCGUUCCCAGAUGACUCGCCAUUCGUAUACGUUUCUCUCACAACAUCCUUAGCAUCGUCUGGCUCCUCGAACCCAAGAUCGGAAAACAAGAGUGUACGAGCAUUAGUAUUAGAAGGCAUUCCGAAGGCAUUCUCACGGCCACGAGAACGUUACAAGCUCCAACCCACAAACAUGUCCGCGAGAAACCUAGCUGCGCUUAUCGAUCGUCGAGGCGGCGGAAAGACGAAUGCCGCGGGAGGAGGCUGGAGUAUAUAUACCGAAGAGAAGAAAGACGGAUCCGACAACCCUCUCAACACGCAAUUACCCACUCCCGAACCCUCCCUGCCGGACGAUAUGGACCAACUCAACCAAAACCUACCACGAGGCAUGAAACGUCGCGCCCACGAAGACAACAACAUAGUCAAACGCCGAAAACUUCUCGCGCAAGGACGCUUCGGAAACACAGCAAAAGCAGACGACGGAAAAGGUAUCGAGCGCUUCGACAUCCGUCUAGCUGACGCCUUCCCAUCUUUCAACUUCGCCAACACCGAGGACGAGUAUCCUCUUCCCGACGAGCGCCCUGUGAAGCGCAAGGGGCGGCGAAGUAGCAUCACGAUGGUUCUGGAUGAUGGUGCUGGGGAGGAGGAAGAUGCAGGCGAGUUUCGUCCUGAUAUUCGGAUCACGUUUCAGGGAUCGCAUGUUUUUGCGGGAGUGAGGGAGUUGGUAGAGGCGGGGGUUGUGGAUGGGAUGAGGAUGCCGGGGUGGAUGACGGGGGAGGAGGGGGUUAGUUGUGGUGUUGUGAGGGAGGGGAGGAUUAGAGGUGAACGUGGUAGUGGAUUGUGA